UCCCGGAAGUACUUGUCUCUGGGUCACGGCGCAGGCGUAGAGUCCGCGGGUCACCGCGCGGGAGUCAGGCUCCGUGUGUGUGGGUCUCCGCGAGGGUCUACAGCGCCGGGCCGCGUCGCGUCGCUGCGGGCGUCAUGUCAGACAACGAGGACAAUUUUGAUGGUGACGACUUCGAUGAUGUGGAGGAGGAUGAAGGGCUUGGUGACUUGGAGAAUGCUGAGGAGGAGGGCCAGGAGAACGUUGAGAUCCUCCCCUCUGGAGAGCGACCACAGGCCAACCAGAAGCGAAUCACCACGCCGUAUAUGACCAAGUAUGAGCGAGCCCGUGUACUCGGCACCCGCGCCCUCCAGAUCGCGAUGUGUGCCCCCGUGAUGGUGGAGCUGGAGGGGGAGACAGAUCCCUUGCUCAUCGCUAUGAAAGAGCUCAAGGCCCGAAAGAUCCCCAUCAUCAUUCGCCGAUACCUGCCGGACGGGAGCUAUGAAGACUGGGGGGUGGACGAGCUCAUCAUCACCGACUGAGCUGGAGUCGUCUUCCUGACUGUGCCUCAUCCUAUUUUCACAUUCUUUCUACGUGUAAAUAAUAAACUGUUCAGCCUUUUA
This is a messenger RNA of Mustela lutreola (European mink), 599 nucleotides long. RefSeq names its product RNA polymerase II, I and III subunit F (gene POLR2F). The record is from RefSeq and is a predicted model, not a curated record. Gene Ontology annotation, molecular function: DNA binding; DNA-directed RNA polymerase activity. The coding region runs from base 135 to 518 and encodes 127 amino acids. Gene Ontology annotation, biological process: DNA-templated transcription. Gene Ontology annotation, cellular component: RNA polymerase II, core complex; RNA polymerase III complex; RNA polymerase I complex. The transcript is spliced from 5 exons. NCBI's taxonomy places the organism in Eukaryota, Metazoa, Chordata, Mammalia, Carnivora, Mustelidae.